Solanum stenotomum is the source of this 3347-nucleotide messenger RNA. Its product is annotated as protein NPGR2-like. Gene Ontology annotation, molecular function: protein binding. The transcript is spliced from 6 exons. The record is from RefSeq and is a predicted model, not a curated record. Bases 958 to 3129 code for a protein of 723 amino acids. NCBI's taxonomy places the organism in Eukaryota, Viridiplantae, Streptophyta, Magnoliopsida, Solanales, Solanaceae.
AAUUCAAAUUAACAAAAUUGAAAGAGUUUGUGGGAUUCUUGAUUAUUCAGAACCUAAAGCAUUGAAUUUUGAGAUUUUGUGAAUCAUGGAGUUUGGAAAUUUGUUCAGAAAGAAGAGAGAAGGGAAUUAAUUUGAUGUUUUGUUGGAUUAUUGAUUGAUCAUUGAGUUGUAACACAAACUUAUAUUACCAAAGUUGAGAAUUUUACUAUUAAGAAGAAGAAAAGUGAGAAAAAAGGUGUGUUUGGUUUGAUGUUUUGUUGGAUUAUUGGUUGAUCAUUGAGGCCCAUAUUUUGCAAAGUUGAGAAUUUUACUAUUAAGAAGAAGAAAGUGAGAAAAAUGGUGUGUUUGGUUUGAUGUUUUGUUGGAUUAUUGGUUGAUCAUUGAGACUCAUAUUUUGCGAAGUUGAGAAUUUUACUAUUAAGAAGAAGAAAGUGAGAAAAAGGGUGUGUUUGGUUUGAUGUUUUGUUGGAUUAUUGGUUGAUCAUUGAGACCCAUAUUUUGCAAAGUUGAGAAUUUUACUAUUAAGAAGAAAAAAGUGAGAAAAAUGGUGUGUUUUGUUUUAUGUUUUGUUGGAUUCUUGGUUGAUCAUUGAGACCCAUAUUUUGCAAAGUUGAGAAUUUUACUAUUAAGAAGAAGAAAGUGAGAAAAAGGGUGUGUUUGGUUUGAUGUUUUGUUGAAUUAUUGGUUGAUUAGAGAAUCCACAGAGACCCAAAUCACUAUUUCAAUUUAGGGACUCUGUGAAUUUUGCAAAGUUGCGUAAAAGAGAGAAGAAAGUGAGAGAAGGAGUAGGGAUUUGUUGAAGAUUUUGGGGAUUGUUAGUUGAUUAGAGAAUACCCUUUUGAUCAAAAUGGAAUUUUGAUCCAUUUUGAUUUUUGCAAAUAAAAAAUAUGGGAAGUGCUCAUCACUGUUUCCAUUAUUCUUCAAAUAGUGAAAACAUCGUGAGGGAGUUGGUACAAUAUGGAGAAUGAUAAUUGGGCCAACAAGCCGGGGAAGGCUCAGAAAAGUUUGAAGUUGAGGAAGAUGAUGAAGUGCUUCUGCUCGGGCGAACAAUUACAGAUAGGUGACAUGGUUCCAUUGCCUGAUUCCCCUGCGACUAAGGAUUACAGAGUAAGUGUCCGUUCAUCAAGAGCCGGAGACACUGGCAAUAUUGAAGAAGCUGAAUCAUCUUUGCGCGAGAGUGGUGCUUUGAAUUAUGAGGAAGCAAGGGCAUUGCUUGGAAGAUAUGAGUACCAAAAGGGCAACAUAGAGGCUGCUCUGCAUGUGUUUGAAGGGAUAGAUAUUGCCUCAGUGACUACUAAAAUGAAAGUCACCCUUGCUAAAAGAGCUCAAAUUCAAAAGAGACGUUCGCAGAAGUAUGAUACACCACCAAUGUCCAUACAUGCUGUGAGUUUGCUCCUGGAAGCAGUCUUUCUUAAAGCAAAAUCAUUGCAGGCUCUUGGGAGGUUUAAAGAAGCUGCUCAAUCAUGCACUGUUAUUCUGGACAUUGUUGAAUCUUCAUUACCAGAAGGCUUGCCUGAAAACUUUGGUGCUGAUUGUAAAUUGCAGGAGACUCUCAGCAAUGCUGUCGAGCUGCUUCCACAAUUAUGGAUACUUGCAGAUGCUCCGAAGGAAGCAAUUAUGUCAUACCGCCGAGCUCUUCUUCGUCAGUGGAAUCUUGAUGUUCAAACUAAUGCAAAGAUUAAAAAAGAGUUCGCAAUUUUUCUUCUAUACAGCGGAAAUGAAUACAAUCCCCCUAGUCUCAGAUUCCAAAUGGACAGUUCAUUUGUUCCCCGAACCAAUAUUGAAGAGGCCAUUCUUCUCUUAAUGAUUUUACUGAGAAAGGUUACUCUACAAAUUAUAGAGUGGGAUCCUUCAAUUUUUGACCAUCUCUCUUACGCAUUAUCUAUCUCAGGUGGCCUAUGGGCUCUGGCUAACCAAGUAGAAGAGUUGCUUCCUAGGAAUAUAGAUCUGUGUGAAAGGCAUCAUAUCUUAGCUCUCUGUUAUUACGGAGAAGGAGAUAAUUUCACCGCCUUGAACUUGUUGCGGAAACUAUUGAGUAGUGCCGAGGAUCCCACUUGUGUUCCAGGUUUGUUACUGGCUUCAAGAAUCUGUGCUGAAAGCUUAGAAUGUGCAGAAGAUGGCAUAAAUUUUGCUCGUAGAGCCAUUGAAAGUUUGCAAGGUAGAUGCAAUCACCUGAUGGGUAUUGCAAACUAUGUCUUAGGUCUUUCACUUUCAGCACAGUCUAGAGCAGCGAUGACAGAUUCUGAGAGGGUUAGGAUGCAAUCAGAGGCACUUCAAUCCUUGGAAUCUGCUGGGAGACUGACAAAGAUGAAUGACUCCAAUGUCAUUUACCAUCUUUGUGUAGAAAAUGCGGAGCAAAGGAACUUGGAUACUGCACUCCAUUAUGCAAGGUGCUUUGUUGAAUUGGAAGGUGAGUCUACUCUGAAGGGGUGGAUGCUGUGGGCUCGGGUGUUAUCAGCUCAAAAAAAGUUUCCAGAAGCUGAAACUGUCAUUGAUGAAGCUGUAGAUCAGAGCGGAAAGUGGGAUCAGGGAACUUUGUUGAGUACCAAAGCUAAGCUCCAAAUUGCACAAGGCCAAGUGAAAAAUGCUAUAGGAACAUAUGUUCAGCUUCUUGCUGAUCUUCAGAUCCAGAGAAAGAGCUUUGGAUUGGAGGAAAAUCUCAAGAAGGAGAAAGACUUCAAUAGAACUAUGGAGCUGGAAACCUGGCAUGAUCUUGCUUCCAUCUACAUUAAAUCAUCCCGGUGGCAAGAUGCAGAGUUCUGUCUUUCCAAAUCUGAGGCCAUUAGUUGUUAUUCCGCUUCUAGAUUGUAUAUUGCUGGCUUGCUUCAUCAGUCAAAGGGCCUUCACAAAGCUGCAUUAACAGAUUACACAAACGCUCUUGCUGUUGAUCCGUCUCACGUGCCAAGUCUAAUAUCAACUGCAGUGGUACUUAGGCAGCUUGGUAACCAUUCUCCUGCAACUCUUAUAAGUUAUCUGAGAGGAGCACUGCAGCUUGAUCGGAUGAAUGUUGCUGCUUGGCAUAAUCUUGGCCUGAUUUACAAAGAGGAAGGUUCAGCAAUGGAAGCAGCUGAGUGCUUUGAAACAGCUUGGUUUCUGGAAGAAAGUGAGCCUAUUGAACCCUUCAGAUGACUACCUCUUUGUACAUACAUUUGAACAGAUUGCUCAAAUCCGGGUGCUUCCAAAUGAUUCAGAAUAGAGAGAUUUUUGUCAAAAGAGCAAGUAUUCUCUUUCGUGGGAAGAAUUUUAGGCAAAAGUUAAAUUACGGUAUUUACCCCUACAUCAAAUAUAAAUGUUAUAAAUUAUUUAAUAAAUUGAAUAUUAAAUAGUAAAUCAUCAUAUUUGUACAU